Molecule: messenger RNA, 1132 nt
Organism: Rhodamnia argentea
Lineage: Eukaryota; Viridiplantae; Streptophyta; Magnoliopsida; Myrtales; Myrtaceae
Product: NAC transcription factor 47-like
Exons: 3
Coding region: 130-1119 (329 amino acids)
Biological process (GO): regulation of DNA-templated transcription
Molecular function (GO): DNA binding
Source: RefSeq, a predicted model, not a curated record
CAAACUUGUCUUUGUAGGAUUGCAGCUUAACUUGUCCUGAUCAUUGACAAGUUUGACAUCUUGCAGUUUAGUUCUUAAGCUCCCCAAAAAAGAAACCACCCAAGAUUUCGAAAUUUUGCUUCAUCAACAAUGAAGAAUUGCCUCCAGCCAAGCCUCCCACCAGGUUUCAGGUUUCAUCCAACAGAUGAAGAGCUCAUCCUCCAUUACCUCAGAAAGAAGAUGACCUCCACUCCUCUUCCGGUCUCCAUCAUUGCUGAAGUUGAUCUCUACAAGUUUGAUCCGUGGGAAUUACCAGGCAAGGCAGCAUUCGGGGAGACAGAGUGGUACUUCUUCAGUCCUCGGGACAGGAAGUACCCGAACGGUGCGAGGCCGAACAGAGCAGCAGCGUCGGGGUACUGGAAGGCAACCGGGACGGACAAGAUCGUGGUGGACUCUUCCACCGGCGAGAAGCUUGGUGUGAAGAAGGCGCUCGUGUUCUACAAGGGGAAACCUCCCAAAGGAAUCAAGAGCCGGUGGAUCAUGCACGAGUAUCGCCUAGCGAGUUCUCUCGUUCCCGUCUACAGCGACAAACCCGGCAAGCUUAAAGAGUUGUCCAUGCGAUUGGACGAGUGGGUUCUCUGUCGCAUCUACAAAAGAUCCAGCGCAGCAUAUUCCCCAGCACCAAUGGCGACAGCCAGCGACGAUGAAGGAGAAGAGCAGCACUUGACUCAAGAAAACAUCAGUAACGACCCCAACAACGUGGGUGCGAUCGAGCCCGCGACGAAGAUGAGCUGUUCCUCUUCCUUCUCCAACUUGUUCGACGCCGUGGACUUCUCGAUGCUGAGGAACAUCCUGUCGGACGAUUAUAAUGGCCAGUGCAGCAACGCUGGUGAUGUUGGCGACCUACUGGUCUCGACUCAGGUUGCGAAUGGAGUGGGUUUGGAUCGGACGAUGUUUCAGAGCCUUCCUCAGUUGACGAGGUACUCGGCUUCGCAGAAUCCGCUCAAGCGCAAGUACUUGUGGAACGCAGAUUCAGAAGCGGCGAGCUUGUCGACGAGAAAUUUGAUGAGCCAGACGUUCUUGGAUCAGCAUGUGCUCUUGAGCCCACCACAUGUUUAUGAUCAGUUUCAAGGGUUUUGAAUUGGAAGUUCUC